AUGGCGGUCGCUCAGCAAAUACCGCUUCUCUUCGCAAUUGUUGCAGUGAUCCAUGUACAGUCGGUUGAAAUGACAGUUUUUAUGGAGAAUACUACGAGCAGCGAACUGCAGUGCUACAAGGAUUUUCUAGUGGCAAUAAACGCCGAGGAAAACUUUGAGAAUUGCUUGUUCUACGGUGAGCCAAGCAAAAGCAAAAUGCUAAAUUUGUUUUUACGAGCUAUUACAGAGCACUUUGUGAAACCCGUUAUAAUACAAAGUGUCAACAAAACCAAACAAGAAAUUGCAAACAGGUUUAGCAGCGAUAUGCUCAUCAUUGCACACAUCGGAGACGAUUUCGAAACGGAACUAUCGACACUCGCCAGUACACUCGAACGCAUGCGACAGAAGCGCAUAAUAAUCAUCAAUACUAAGCCCCUAACACACCAAGCAGUCGAACCGUACUGGAGGCAGGUCUUUUUGCAUUGCGAAUCGGAAAAAUUACUCCAUGUUGUCGGGAUCUUUAAAGGCUUCCCAGUAACGAAAAUAUUUCACAGUUACAGCAUAUUUCCGAGUUUCGCAUUGGAAAUGAAGACAUUUGGUGCAAACCAUGGGUCAGUGUUUCCACGACGCAUGCAAGAUCUACAAGGUUUUGGCAUACGCACAGCUCCCGUUCAAAUAUUUCCAUGGUCUUUCACAUACGAGCUGGACAAUCAAGUAAAACCUAGUGGCUAUCUGCAAAAAAUAGUGGAGACAUAUGCGAAGUACAAAAAUGCCACGCUCAGUUACCCAAUUCCGAUAAUACAGGACGAUGCCACUGCUGGCGAUAAAAUCGGUGAGCUGAUGAGAAGCAAUAAGCUCGAUAUACCAGCUAGUCGCAAGUAUUCGGAAAACCCAACAAAUUUUGACGAGGCUUCACGGCCUUUCGGGUUUAGUGGAUUGUUUAUUAUUGCGCCAAAUAUGUGGGGUAAUUCCUUCUGGAGUUUUCUCGGCAUCUAUGGUGAUCGUCGACAGCUGACACUUUCGCUCCUCAGUUGUUUGUCGACUAUUGUGCUCUUCUAUUUCUGUCGACGUCUGCAGUACGCGCGUUCGGCUAGGCGAUUUCACAAAAACUUGUUCGCCGCGCUUCUGGAACCCAACUAUUUGUCGGGAAAUUUUGCCGUAAAGUAUGCACCUUCCGUGCAGUACCUGCUAACAGUUCGUUUGAUCACAUGCGUAUCGGCGGUUUAUACCAUAUUCUUAUGUACACACUUCACUGCGAAUCUAAAUACGUUUAUGACUAAGCCUGCUUCGGUGCGCAUUCCGCAGAGUUGGGAUGAUCUAAAUGAAGAUGGUCACAAAGUGCUGGUCUCUCACCGUUUCUACAAUUAUUUACGUUCGUGGUGUGAUGAGACAUGUACACACAUUGAGCGCUCGCUGGUAUUAGUCGACUCAUUCAAGCAGGCGCGCGAUUUGCUUUUAGCCUUUAACACCAGCUAUGCCUAUUCCACCAACAAAUUUACUUGGUACUACAUUAAGCUGCAAAUGCGCAAGCUGAAGCGAUCGACUUUUCGUCCAACCGGCAUCUACUUGAAACGACGUGUGUUCGAUUGUUUUUUCCUGCCGCGAAACUCGAUUUUCAAAGACUCGUUAGAUCUGUUUCUUAUGCGCAUUGCCGAUCAUGGCUUGCAAGUGUAUUGGAUUGACUUGGCAUAUAUGGAUGCCGUGCGCUAUGGCGUUAUACCGAAUAUUAAACAUCCGGAUAGUGUGCUAGAAAAACCGCUUGGUAUGGAAUAUAUUUCGUUUAUGUGGCCCUUGUUCGGUUUCGCUUGGACACUGGCAUUCUGCAUUUUUGCUAUUGAAUUAAUUAGUGUGCGUUGGAGAUCGUGGAUGAAGAAAAUACGCUGA
Messenger RNA from Bactrocera tryoni, 1863 nucleotides. RefSeq lists its product as uncharacterized. NCBI's taxonomy places the organism in Eukaryota, Metazoa, Arthropoda, Insecta, Diptera, Tephritidae. The record is from RefSeq and is a predicted model, not a curated record. The transcript has a single exon. Bases 1 to 1863 code for a protein of 620 amino acids.